Bombus pyrosoma is the source of this 2244-nucleotide messenger RNA. Its product is annotated as kelch-like protein 5. Lineage: Eukaryota; Metazoa; Arthropoda; Insecta; Hymenoptera; Apidae. The record is from RefSeq and is a predicted model, not a curated record. The coding region runs from base 269 to 2110 and encodes 613 amino acids. The transcript is spliced from 9 exons. Gene Ontology annotation, molecular function: protein binding.
UUCAUCCUAUAUUGAACUCUGGUAAAUGGAGUGCACUGACCCAAGAAACGAACAGAGCUGGUCACUGACCGUACCUAAACCGAUUCACUGUUUACAUCCAGUUUUAAAUUUCGAACUGUCAAGGUGAAGCGUGGUGAUCUGUUAUUGUCACGCUUGAGUGCAUAAGAAAGCGUCGAUCGCAUGAAAAUUAAAGAAAUUCCACGAAAUAAGUGCCUUGAGGAAAUCAAACGUGUUCGUACAAGAGUAAUUAAAAUCAUUUUCCACAAAAAUGUCAAGAAUAAGCCAUACCGGAGCGGGAUCGAACAAAGUCGAGCUUGAAUUCCUGUUCUCAAACAAAGAAGGAUCUGCUAGUGAACAUAGUAUCUCAAGCAUGGUAUCUAGUAUUUCUGCAUCACAAGAUGAAAAUUUUCGCGUGUCAAAACAUGCAGAAAAUAGUUUUAAAGUUAUGGAAAAAUAUUUACAUGAACAACAAUUGACAGAUGUCAUAUUAAUUGCAGGAAAAAAACGUUUCCCUGCACAUCGUUUAGUACUUAGUGCAAGUUCAGAAUAUUUUGCUGCCAUGUUUACUAGUUCUCUGAGGGAAUCUACACAAAAUGAAGUUGAACUAACGGGUGUUGAUGGGGAUGCAUUAUGGACUUUAGUUUGUUAUUGUUACACAGGUUGCAUAGAAUUAAGAGAAGAUAGUAUAGAGACUCUUUUAGCAACAGCGUGUUUGCUACAAUUGAAUCCAGUUGUUAAGGCUUGUUGUCAAUUUCUCAGGAAACAACUUCAUCCAAGUAAUUGCUUAGGGAUAAGGAUGUUUGCUGAUACACAGGGUUGUUUAGAUUUAUUAGAUCAUGCCAAUGCAUAUACAACUAAACAUUUUAUGGAAGUUACAAAAAAUCAAGAAUUUUUAUUAUUAUCUGCCAUUGAAGUUGCCAAACUUUUAGAAUCUGAAGAUCUGAAUGUUCCUUCAGAAGAAAUUAUUUUUCAUGCACUUAUGACAUGGCUAGAAUAUGAUUCAGAAAGUAGACGAAAGGAUGCAAGCAAGUUAUUAAGCCUUGUGAAGUUGCCCCUAUUGUCUCCUGCAUUUAUAGCAGACAAUAUUGAAAGCAAUGAAAUGUUCAAAGAUCAAAGAUUGGCACAGGAAUUAGUUAUGGAAGCAUUGAAAUAUCAUCUUUUACCUGAACGUAGACCAUUACUUCAGUCAGGACGUACAAAACCCAGGAAAGCCACAGUGGGUCAUAUGUUAGCUGUUGGAGGAAUGGAUGCUAAUAAGGGUGCUACUUCUAUAGAUGCAUUUUCUUUACGUGAUAAUGCUUGGAAAUCGAUUGCUACAAUGAGUGGUAGAAGACUUCAAUUUGGUGCUGUUGUCGUUGAUAAAAAAUUAAUAGUUGCUGGUGGAAGGGAUGGAUUGAAAACAUUAAAUACGGUGGAAUGUUUUGAUUUUUCAACAUUUACUUGGAGUACACUAUCACCUAUGAAUAUGCAUAGGCAUGGAUUGGGGGUAGCUGUGUUAGGUGGACCUUUAUAUGCAGUUGGUGGUCAUGAUGGUUGGAGUUUCCUUGAUACUGUAGAAAGAUGGGAUCCAGCUACACGUCAAUGGAGUUCAGUUUCUGCUAUGUCUAUACAAAGAUCUACAGUUGGUGUUGCUGUAUUAAAUGAUAAAUUAUAUGCUGUAGGUGGAAGGGAUAUCAGUUCAUGUUUAAAUACUGUGGAAUGUUAUGAUCCUCACACAAAUAAGUGGACACCAUGUGCACCAAUGUCAAAACGACGAGGUGGUGUGGGCGUGGGUGUUGUAAACGGAUGUCUUUAUGCGUUAGGUGGUCAUGAUGCACCUUCUAGUAAUCCUAAUGCUAGCAGAUUUGAUUGUGUUGAAAGAUAUGAUCCUAAAACAGAUACAUGGACUAUGGUAGCGCCAAUGAGUGUGCCCAGAGAUGCAGUUGGUGUUUGUGUGCUUGGUGAUAGACUUAUGGCUGUAGGGGGUUAUGAUGGUCAACAAUAUCUUACGCUUGUUGAAGCAUAUGACCCACAUCUUAAUGAAUGGGAACCAGUUGCUCCCUUAAAUGCUGGUCGUGCAGGAGUUCCGUGUGUUGUUAUAAAAAACUUAACUAGUUUCGGAUUUGAUUAAUAGUAAAAUACUGCAUGUGCACAACUACGAAAUAUUGAAAGCACAUUGAAGUAUUUUAAUUGAAAAUUUUAAAUCGAAGGAUGAAUUUGUAAAUGUUACUACAUUAUAAAAGUAGCAUUAUUUUGUCUAUAAAU